AUGUCGGCCCGCCAGACGAUCUUGGAAUUUGAGGGCCGCAUAAUCGAGAUCACUAAGCAUUCGCAGGUGGAUGCGGCGGUGGACUUGCUGCGUAAGGAUGCGCACUGGCACGACGCUGGCAAGGAUGAGCCCUACGCCUACGUGGGCUUCGACAUGGAGUGGAGGCCCGAGUUCGCGCCCGGGCAGUCCAACCCGGUGGCCCUCAUUCAGGUGGCCAGCGAGCAGGUGUGCCUCAUCUUCUACAUGCUGCAGCUCCGCAGCAUGCCCAAAGCUCUCGAGGAGCUGCUUCUCGACAAGUACUUCUUGAAG
Molecule: messenger RNA, 309 nt
Organism: Acanthamoeba castellanii str. Neff
Lineage: Eukaryota; Discosea; Longamoebia; Acanthamoebidae
Exons: 1
Molecular function (GO): nucleic acid binding
Source: RefSeq, a predicted model, not a curated record